This is a messenger RNA of Gekko japonicus, 1296 nucleotides long. It is a transcript of the gene APLF, whose product is annotated as aprataxin and PNKP like factor. The record is from RefSeq and is a predicted model, not a curated record. Gene Ontology annotation, cellular component: nucleus; site of double-strand break. Gene Ontology annotation, molecular function: protein binding; DNA-(apurinic or apyrimidinic site) endonuclease activity; 3'-5' exonuclease activity. The annotation marks the transcript as partial. Gene Ontology annotation, biological process: double-strand break repair. Lineage: Eukaryota; Metazoa; Chordata; Lepidosauria; Squamata; Gekkonidae. The transcript has 10 exons.
GGUGGGCCGGCGAUCAUGUCAGGGUUUAAAGUGGCGCCGGUGGAUGGGGGGAACGCUUUGGCACUGCCGCCCGGCGAGACAGUCAUAGGAAGAGGGCCCCUGCUGGGAAUUACGGAUAAACGAGUCUCCAGGAAGCACGCUAUUCUGAAAGUGACCGGUGAUCAGCUUUCCAUCAAACCGGUUCACGUAAAUCCUUGUUUUUAUCGGCCAUCCGAACACAGCCAGCUUGUGCCGCUGGACACAGACGAAUGGCACCGCCUGAGCCCCGGUGACAACUUUUCCCUAUUAGUGGACAAAUAUGUCUUCAGGGUUGUUUUCACUCACGCAGAGACGGACGACCUGAAAAGGCGGAACGGUGGAGACUCCGUGCCCAGUCACACAUCCGAGAGGCCCCCCAAGCAGUCUUCACUACCGCAGAUGCCCUCUUCUAGCCACGGCAAGCUUCUGGAAGACGACUCCGUAUCGGAAAGAACAACCGAAACGCCCCAAAAGCUUUCUGCUAGGAUGGCUGAGCCAGAUAAGCCGAGUUCUGCUUCAAGGAAAAGAGUGCUCCCGGCGUGGAUGCUCCAGGGUGAUCUGACGGCUCCAGGCUUGUCACCGUUGGUUCCUGGAAGCGGAAGAAAUGAAGAAAGAAGAAGAAGCCCGGGGAAGAAGCGAAAAACUACCGCAAGGGAAGAUGCUGCCCUUUCGUUAGAGGAUAUACAGGGAGUCGCUACAGAAUCUGCUGCGUCAAAAGUAGAAAAGAAUAAUAGCAAAGUGGUACCUCAAAUACCUAAACGUUUGACGGUGCAGAAUGAAUGCUCAGAGCCCAGCCAAUCAGCACAGCCGUCCGUUGAAAGAGAUGCAAGUGGUAAAAGGGAGACCAAAGAAGACAGUGCCACAUCUGAAGCAGAGAACCAAGGAAUUCCGUCUCAGUCUCUAGUUCACCAGGAUGGGAGCGAAGCGUUUAUACCAGAUCAGACUACCGAAGCAGACAGUUCAGAUUUAACUGAAAGUUCGGAUGUACCGCAGAGCUCUAACGUAACCGAGCACAAGAGGAUCCCUUGCCAGUACGGGAGUCACUGCUACAGGAAGAACCCUGUACACUUCCAGCAGUUCUCUCACCCUGGCGAUGGUGAUUACCAUGACCCCGAGGUUGUAACUGCAGCCGAUAACGAUCAACGACCUGAAUGCCCCUAUGGAACCACUUGCUACAGGAAGAACCCUCAGCACAAGAAAGAAUAUAAGCACACGGCGCCCCCAGAACCGGAAAGAAGGAAGACGAGACCAAAGCCUACCAAAAAAGGUAAGGGCGCU